GAAAACAUCUCUUGGUUCUAUUUGUGGAAUCAGCCACUGGUCGCAGAUAUACAGCUUAGACACUGACAAAGUGACAAGGUCAUUUUUAUCAAUUAAUUAUACUGUCAAAUAGGAGUACUACAAAAAUAUGUGACAGACACCAACGGCUAAAACCCACCAAGCCCAAAUAAAGCAAACUCCCCCAGCCAUUAAAAAACCCGCUCAAACCAACCAAGAAUAGCACAACAGCUCGCGCAAAUCCUUCUCCUUCCCGCCUUCUCUCCUGCUCUGCUCUCCACCGUCAAAGCUCCACAGAGCCAUCUCUCAAUCCCACCCGAUCGCACGACGCACCAGCCCAAUCUACACAACACACUACACCGGGUGAUCGAGAAGCAGUCCCACCGCGGCGGCCGGGGGCGCACGGCCAUGGGGAAGCACGGCGGCGGCCUGGACGUGGACGUGGAGAAGGGCGGGGCGGCCUGUAUGUACAUGAUCGAGACACCGGAGCUCCGGUGGGCGUUCAUCCGCAAGGUGUACGCGAUCGUGGCGCUGCAGCUGCUGGCCACCAUCGCCGUCGCCGCCACCGUCUACCUCGUGCCGGACAUCCGUGCCUUCUUCCUCGCCCGCACCCCGGCCUCCCUCGCCGCCUUCGUGCUCAUCCUCGUCGCCACCAUCCUCGUGAUGAUCCCCAUGAUGUGCCUCCGGAACCGGCACCCCAUCAACCUCAUCCUACUCGGCCUCUUCACCAUUUGUAUGAGCUUCUCCGUCGGCCUGGGAUGCCUCUCCAGGAAAGGAGUAAUCAUAAUCGAGGCGGCAACGCUGACAUUCGUGGUGGUCUUGAGCCUGACGAUCUACACGUUCUGGGCGGCCAAGAGAAGCCAUGACUUCAGCUUCCUCGGGCCCUUCUUGUUCGCGGCAUGCCUCAUCCUGAUGCUCUUCAGCCUCAUCCAGGUCAUCUGCUCCUGCAACCAACUAACCAUCUAUCCAAACAAGGGUCGGUCUUUCUCACCAGCAUCACUCACAUAUAGAGAGAUGCUUUGUCUUAUUUGCUGUGCUGCAGAUGUUGAUGCCGAUGGGCAAAGUGGGGACGACGGUGUACGGGUGCGUCUCGGCGCUGGUCUUCUCCGGGUUCAUCAUCUACGACACGGACAACCUCAUCAAGAGGCACGCCUACGACGAGUAUGUCACGGCGGCCAUCUCGCUGUACCUCGACAUCAUCAACAUCUUCAUGGCCAUUCUCUCUGCCCUCUCAGAUUGCUAGACAUUUCUUGUUCAUGUGUUGCUGCUGCUGCUGCCAUGCCAUGCUGGAUGCGGAUCACCCCAAAUAACAUCCGCAGGGACAAAACUUGUCGAGAAAUCGCGGUCCGGUGAAUGUAUAAAAGUGUAUGUGUUUGGCUGAACAAUUGAUAAUGGGGGAAAUGAGAUAUGGUUCGCUGGUCAGUCAAAA
This is a messenger RNA of Brachypodium distachyon (stiff brome), 1426 nucleotides long. RefSeq names its product protein LIFEGUARD 4. The record is from RefSeq and is a predicted model, not a curated record. Bases 406 to 1350 code for a protein of 314 amino acids. The transcript is spliced from 3 exons. Lineage: Eukaryota; Viridiplantae; Streptophyta; Magnoliopsida; Poales; Poaceae. Gene Ontology annotation, cellular component: membrane.